Messenger RNA from Verticillium alfalfae VaMs.102, 906 nucleotides. RefSeq lists its product as hypothetical. The coding region runs from base 1 to 906 and encodes 301 amino acids. The record is from RefSeq and is a predicted model, not a curated record. NCBI's taxonomy places the organism in Eukaryota, Fungi, Ascomycota, Sordariomycetes, Glomerellales, Plectosphaerellaceae. The transcript has 2 exons.
AUGAAGUCCACCAUCCUCAUCAGUGCCCUUGCGGCAGCCACCCACGCCUAUGACCUCGACAUGUCUCCGCCUCACCCAGACUACAUCUUCGCCAACCCUACCGUUGAGACUGCCGACCACCGUAUCCCCACCGCUCACGAGUCGGCCGUCAUGGGCCGCCGCAUUCUGGCCCUCACGAAGCUGGGCCAUCUCGCCACCGUCUUCCCCUCCUCGUCCUCCUCCUCCACGCGUGACCACGACGACGAGACCGAGGCUCAAGACUGGCGACGUCCCGCCGGCCUCGAAGGUGCCCCCCAUCGGCAUGAUGGACUACGUCGCCGACUGCGAGUCCGAAGGCAACCCCACCAUCCUCGCCAUCAACAUCGCCACGACCUUCCAGAACAUCCGCGCCGACUCCAACCUCUCCGUCUCCCUGGCUCAGGCGGGCCCUCUUCUCCCAGGGCCCUGCCUGCUCCUCUUCCUCGCACGAUGUACGACGACGGCGAAAAGUGCCAGUUCCGCGACGACGAGCACACCCGCGGCCUCCCCCGCGACACGGUCCCCUACUCAGCCGCCAACCUCCCCCGCCUCUCCCUCAUCGGCUACCUUGAGAAGAUCGACGAAGCCUCCGACCCCCUCGUCGCCGCCCGCCUCGCCGCCUGCUUCGUGCGCACCCACCCGGACGCCAAGUACUGGCUUCCCGGCAACCGCAUCCACGCGAGCGAGUGGGCCCGCCUCGUCGUCACGUCCGUCUACUGGGUCGGCGGCUUCGGCGACCGCGCCUACAUCGGCUGGCUGCCCGUCGACGACUGGCACAGCAUCACCCGCGACGAGUGGCAGGCCAUCGAGCUGCCCGGUGAGCGCGAGGGGUGGAGGGAGUGGAGCGUCCCCGGCGACGAGGAGAAGCAAUUCGCCGUCGACCUCUAG